UACAAUGGAUGUAAAAGAAUUUCUUUUUGUAUUAGAAGAAAACAUUGUUUAUGAACUUUUGAAAGAUGAUAAAAUUAUUACAGAACUUGUUGACAUUUUUAAAAAUUCAAAAGAAAAUAUUAAAAAUAUUGAAAAAUCAGAUGAUAGUAUUGAACCAGUUAUUAUUGAUAUUAAUGUAGUAUUAACAAGUUUAGAAAAUGUACAAAUGUUUUUAUUUCAGUAG
This is a messenger RNA of Diversispora eburnea, 223 nucleotides long. Lineage: Eukaryota; Fungi; Glomeromycota; Glomeromycetes; Diversisporales; Diversisporaceae. The record is from the annotation of a GenBank genome assembly.